Ictalurus punctatus (channel catfish) is the source of this 2960-nucleotide messenger RNA. Its product is annotated as P2Y purinoceptor 3. The transcript is spliced from 2 exons. Gene Ontology annotation, cellular component: membrane. The record is from RefSeq and is a predicted model, not a curated record. Bases 1614 to 2897 code for a protein of 427 amino acids. Gene Ontology annotation, molecular function: G protein-coupled receptor activity; oxysterol binding. NCBI's taxonomy places the organism in Eukaryota, Metazoa, Chordata, Actinopteri, Siluriformes, Ictaluridae. Gene Ontology annotation, biological process: G protein-coupled receptor signaling pathway.
UAAGUGGUCAUUUUGUUAACUGAAAAACAAAACAAAGAACGAAUGAGGAGGGAGUAGGUUAGAGGUCGCAAGCAACCAAUUGUAUGCAUUUAGGGUUAAUAUUUAAAGCAUAUGGCAUAUUCUUAUUUCUUCUGUUUCAAUAUCUGUUUCCAAAGGUCCAUCCAUCCAUUCAUCCAUCCAUAUUCUGUACCGCUUAUUCUACACAAGGUUGUGGGUGAGCCUGGAACCUAUCCCAGGGAACUCGGGGCACAAGGCAGGGGACACCCUGGAGGGGUGCCAUCCCAUCACAGGACACAAUCGCACACACAGACACACUACGGCCAAUUUGGAAAUGCAAAUCAGCCUACAACACAUGUCUUUGAACUGUGGGAGGAAGCUGGAGUACCCAGAGGAAACCUCCGAAGUACGGGGAGAACAUGUGGAGUGGAGGUGUCUGACUGAAGCUUUGCACUUGAAAAGUCAAGGAGAAACAUGCUCUAACUUACAAGCUCCUGAAGAUCCACUUGCUACCUCAUAGCAUGUCUACUGGAGUGAAUGUCAGUGUCUAAUAAACAUGAUCUCUCAGCCUUGCACCGCUUAGCUGCUCAGCCAAGCAAAGUAAAACAUGGUCUGAGAGAGUGAGAGCAAGAGAAAGAUCAGAAUAACAAGCAGCACAUAUGGACAGGAAACUGUUACUGUCUACAGCAAAAAACAAAAACAAUAAUAAAAAAAAAAGGGAUUAUAACGUAUAUGUUGUAUUUAUGAUGAGUUUAAUGGAUAGACAGAUGGACAGUUUUCUGUGCAACUAAUCUGUUCUGAAUUCUUAUACUACACAGACAUUUUUGUUUAGACAACUUUGUAAACAAACCAAAAUAUUCCUUGCUUCUCUUGCAAUUUCUAAAGGGCAACACUGUAUUAUGUUUCCUUUCAGCAUUUCUGUCUGAAUGAAUAGAUAUUAAUUAUUUACCAAAGUGUACCUGUGAGACCACAUGCAGUUGCAGCGUAAGAACAGUGUCCAUGUCACAAACACUCGAUAUUUAGACAUUGGCGUCUGUCCUCGGCGGAACUGUGGCAUUUAAGUGUAGCUACAAAAACAGAUUGAAUGAAUUGCUCAUUUUCCAGAUAUGUAAGUAUUUCCUGUUCAGUUUUCUAUGGCAGAUUAGGUCAGCAAUUGAAGAUCAUUCAGUUCUCAGGGUUUUUUUUUAAUGCAAGUAAUAAGAACCUAGAAGUAUGAAUGGAGAGUUUGAAGUAAAAGCCUGUUACUGAUUGAAAGGUUAAUAGACCGAGUACGGCUGAAUCAGCACAAUAAUUUGGUCAACAUGAAUUUCCUUUAGAGGUACAUGACAGUCAGGACAAAUGCUUAACACGUAAUAUGAUGAGUACUAUAGAUGAAAUCUUGAAACUGAAGACUAAAGCGUGUCAUUUAAAAUGUUAAUUACUUAAAUACCAUGUUUGUUUAUUUUAAAGACUCUGGAUUUCAUUCAGCACUGGGGAAAAUCUGAGGAUUUACUAUCAAGCUAUUCAAACACAGGAAUAUGCAAUCAGGACUAAUCAUUAGCAGUGAGGAAGAAAUGUAGGAUGAAGCUCUGUAUCUAUGCCAUAAACAGCUGAUCACUACUGCUUUCUCCAGCACCAUGGGAGAUGCUUUACUGGAGCGAGGCACAAACUCUAAUUCCUCGAGUAACCAAACAGAUUUCAGCUGCAGCAACGAUGAGUCAUACAAGUACAUCAUCUUACCCCUGUGCUACUCUAUAACCUUCUUACUUAGUGUCGUCCUAAACUCCACUGUUCUCUUGCGCUCGUACCGUGGUGGUCGCCGAUGGAAUACCUCACUAAUUUAUAUGGUUAACCUGGCAUCCACGGACUUAAUGUACAGCUUGUCACUGCCGCUUCUUGUGGCAAGUUAUGUCAUGCAUGACCAUUGGGUGUUUGGGGAUUUUAUGUGCAGGCUGGUACGCUUCCUUUUUUAUUUUAACCUCUACUGCAGCAUCUUUUUCCUCACCUGCAUCUCUGUGCACCGCUACAUGGGCAUCUGCCACCCUAUCAGAACCAUCACGCUGGAGAGCAAGCGUGCUGCAAAGAGCACCUGCGCUAUGGUCUGGGUCGUGGUGUUCCUGCUCACCUGUCCAAUCUUCCGUUUCGCUCAAACUGGUGACAUACCCAGAGACAAUGGAACCACGAGACGUGGGCUAAACCAAGUGGACUCGGAGAUGUAUAAGAACUGCUUUGAUGUUGCAACAGACACCGAGUUCUCUGAGUACGUUCCAUAUGGAAUUGUUCUUCACCUUCUAGGCUUCUUUGUUCCCUUUACUGUCAUUGCGUGGUGUUACUCGCAGGUGGUUCGAACCAUCUUUCAGACCUUGCACCCUCAACCAUAUGUGCAGGAGGUUCAUGAUAAUGAAAAAGGCCCCACCAAUCAGACCUCAAUCUCCGAGUCUCAGCAUGCACCAUAUAUCAGCAGGCGCCGCAAGUCCAUCAAAACAAUCAUUACUAUCACUUUCUUGUUCGCGCUGUGCUUCCUGCCAUUCCAUAUCACCCGGACGCUGUACCUCAUUCUUAAACAGAGAAACGCAGAGUGCCACACCAUGCACGCUAUCUCUGUCUGCUACAAAGUCACUCGACCCCUCGCGUCAUUCAAUUCAUGGCUCAAUGCUCUGCUCUACUUUCUCACUGGGGACAAUAGCAUCUCUUGCUGUGGACUGAGAGAAACCAGUCAUCACAUACACCAUGUCUCACCAUCAAGGGCUCUUGGAGGACUGAAAAAGGAGGUGGUAGCUGAAAAGGGAGAACAGGGUGAAAAACAUACAAACCACAAUCAAAACAGAGACUCCAAACCUUCAGGAAUCGCAAAGCGGACUGUGAAAAUGACCAAAUCCUGUGCAUGGUGGUUUUCCUAUGAACUGUCUGUGUCUGAAUAAUACUGCUCCUGUAUUUAUUUUCUUAACUUUCUAUUAAAAGAAAGUUUAUCAUAUUCGUAUUCA